This is a messenger RNA of Brassica napus (rape), 723 nucleotides long. RefSeq lists its product as uncharacterized. The transcript has a single exon. Bases 381 to 563 code for a protein of 60 amino acids. NCBI's taxonomy places the organism in Eukaryota, Viridiplantae, Streptophyta, Magnoliopsida, Brassicales, Brassicaceae. The record is from RefSeq and is a predicted model, not a curated record.
AAGACAAUUAGGAAAAGACGCCGAUGAUCCCGUGAUAGUCUUUAAUUAAUCGUUUUUUCUUUUGAAACGUGAUUUGAUAGUGAUAUGAAGAAGAUGGCUCCUAAUUUUAAUCUUAUAUUUCUGGAAAUUUAGGCUACAUCGACCAUUAUAUCAACAGUUGGUCAAGUUUGUCAUACUAUAUUUUAACUGGAAGAGUCAGGAAUUAUUCAUGAAUUCUCAAAGUUAUCAUAGUUAAGAAACGGCAAAGCUUGGCGACCAAGAUAAAAGAGAUCAGUCACUUUCAGUAAACGUGUCCAAGAAUAUUCAACGUUGGUUUUGUCUUAUAAAUACAUAACCUUCACAUACUCCGGACCACACACGUUUUCUUAUAAACUCCGGUCAUGUCUCUCUUAGCGUCCUUCUUUGGUUGCUUCGUUCCAAAAUCUGGCUCAAAGAUAAGCUCAAGCGAUGGUAGUAACUCGAAAGUCAUGUCCUUAGAGAAACCAAAAAGCAAAUCCAAAUCUCCAAGAGCUCCAAUGAUAGUGUCUUAUUUUCCCGUAGGUUCGAAUCUUUCGCGUCUGUGAGAGAAGGCCAGAAGAUGAAGUGUGUGGGAUGUUGACAUAUUUGUUGUGAAGGCUUUCGUUUUUGUUUUGUUCCUCUAGUCCUCUUUUUCUGUUUGAUUAUGUAUAAAUUGUAAUAGACCAUUUAAAUAUUUUAAUAAAUGGCGAGAAUUCCAUUUCCUAU